UUAAUGUAGGGGGUAAGUCAUGCAAAUACAAAGUGAGCAGCAAACUCCUGUGUGCUCAGAACGAAGAUUCUGGAGAAACUGGUUUCGCGAAACACUUUCAGAUGUUGUUUGCAUUAAUUCCAAUUCCAAAUCGAAAUGAAUGUUUUGGAAAAUGUUUAUCAAAACAAAAAAUCGGAUCAGUAUUUCAGAAAUUGCAUACAUCAGUAGAUUGCUUUCGAACAAUUAUUGCUACCGUUCGUGCUUAAAUAAACCUCUUAAAUAAAACAACAGUAAAAGUAAAGUACGCAAUUGAAAACCAUUGUCAUAUAUAAUGUUAUUUGCUUCGGUACAAAGUGCUUAUGUGGUCCUGUUAAUAACUUUGGCAGCGGGACUAAUUAAGGCCAGGAUACACACUGUAAAGCCGGACUUCUUGACUCAGUGUCAAUUGACUGAUCCAGAAUUAAAUGACUGUUUUGGCAGAAAUUUUCAAGCCCUUUUCUCGGAAUGGAAUGAUGAUGACACUGGUUUAUAUUCGGUUGGCGCUUUGGAUCCUCUUUUCAUAAAAGAUCUCAAUAUUGAUCACGAUCUAAGCCCCCCUGUUUCGAUACACGCCAAUUUACAUAAUCUAGAAGUGCGGGGAUUGGGCGAUAUACACGUGGACCACUUUAGUUUUGACAUAAACAAAUUAAUAGCAACAUCUACACUGGUUGUGCCCAAAUUGAACAUCAAUUCUGACUACAGCAUCAAAGGUAGAAUCUUAAGUUUGGCUCUGAAUGGAAAUGGCAAAGCGUUCAUCCGUGCCGAUCAUCUUGAAAUCAAGUUAGUAAUGGGCUUCAAGCUCCGCGAUGAAGACGGUUUCACAUUUGCCGAUAUAGAGGAACUCUAUGUGGAUAUUAAAGAAGUUGGCGGCUUUGGCAUACGAUUGGAUAAUCUCUUUCAUGGACAUGAAGUUUUAGAAGAGAGUGCCAAUGCGGUCUUUAAUGACAAUUGGCAUGAAUUCUACGAAAUUUUGCGUCCUGCUAUAAAGGUGGCCAUCGAGACUAUCAUGACGGACCGUCUUUCAAAAUUAUUUUCGUAUAUACCGGCUACAUAUUUCAUUGAAGAUAUUCCAACGGCAGCAAACUAUAAUGGAUGGGAAUAAACAAUGUAAAAUAAUAAUGAAGUAAAAGUUGCAUUAUAUGCAAAUGAUUGAGCAUCUCAUUAUAUAUAGUAGUUCUGUUUGUUUG
Stomoxys calcitrans (stable fly) is the source of this 1205-nucleotide messenger RNA. RefSeq lists its product as uncharacterized. Lineage: Eukaryota; Metazoa; Arthropoda; Insecta; Diptera; Muscidae. The record is from RefSeq and is a predicted model, not a curated record. The coding region runs from base 311 to 1120 and encodes 269 amino acids. The transcript is spliced from 5 exons.